AUGUCUGAUGUCGAGGAUUCCGUGGAUAAUGAGCCACCCGUCAUUGACCCCUAUGAGGUGCUCGGCCUCCCCCGCGAGGCUACAGCAGACCAAAUCAAGAGUGCCUACCGAAAGGCAGCGCUCAGGAACCACCCUGACAAGGUGACGAGGGAACAAAAAGAGGAGGCCCACGCCAAGUUCCAGGAAAUUGCCUUUGCCUACGCCGUCCUCUCCGACCCGGCGCGGCGCAAACGAUAUGACACCACCGGGUCGACAUCAGAAUCCAUCGUCGACGCAGAUGGCUUCAAUUGGAGCGAUUACUAUCGGGAACAAUUCAGAGACUCAAUAUCUGCGGACGCAAUUAAGAAAUUUGCCGAGAAAUACAAGGGCUCUGAUGAGGAAAGAGAUGAUAUUUUGAUUGCCUACGAAGAAUGUAAAGGCGACAUGGACCAAAUAUACGAACGCGUCAUGCUGAGUGAUGUCACCGAAGAUGACGAGAGAUUCCGCAACAUUAUUGACGAGGCCAUUGCGAAGGAGGACGUGCCAGCCUUCGACUCCUACGCAAAGGAAAGUAAGAAGAAGCGAGCAGCCCGUGUCAAGGCCGCAAAAGCUGAGGCAGAGGAGGCGGAGAAUCAUGCCAAGGAAAUUGGCGUUCACGACAUGUUGUUUGCGAAGAAGGGCGCAAAGUCAAAAGGUAGCUCGGAAGAUGCGCUGGCAGCCUUGAUUCAGAAACGACAGCAAGACAGAUCUGCAGACUUCUUGGAACAUCUGACGGAGAAGUAUGGAGCUAAUAGUAGUAAAGGAAAGAAGGGCAAAAAGCGAGCGAUGGAUGAUGUCGAGCCCUCAGAGGAGGCUUUUCAAGCCGCUGCCGCCAAGUUAAAAGGCGGCAAGGCCGCGAAGAAGUCCAAGAAAUAG
Molecule: messenger RNA, 894 nt
Organism: Metarhizium robertsii ARSEF 23
Lineage: Eukaryota; Fungi; Ascomycota; Sordariomycetes; Hypocreales; Clavicipitaceae
Product: Heat shock protein DnaJ
Exons: 2
Coding region: 1-894 (297 amino acids)
Cellular component (GO): cytoplasm; nucleus
Molecular function (GO): heat shock protein binding
Source: RefSeq, a predicted model, not a curated record